CUUGGGCUUCCGGAGCAAAUCCAUGCCCGGCAUCGCCUCCAUUGUGCCCUGCUGUCGGGAGGCUGGGAGGGCCUCGGGGUGCAAAGGGGGGGUCUGUGCAUCCCCAUCUCCUCGCAGCUUGGAAAGGGAGGACAUUUCUCCCCGAGGCUCCAGACAGUGAGUCCUGAUCCGGGACUGCAGGUAACGGGGGGACCCUGCACAGGGAUGAGCUGCUGCUCCUCAUCGGAGCGUGGAGCCUGUGGCAUGCGGCCCUGGGGUGUUCCCAGCAGGAGAAGGGGAUAAGGGAGAGGACAGUGGAUAAGGAGGAUGGAGACGGAGCCCUGCAUGUUGCCAGGGCUCCGCAGGGAUGGGGCACCAGCUCCAGGGAUGUGUCCCAUUCCCCUCAGUGCUGCUGGGAGGGUGGAUUCCCAGUGAGAUGGGGACUGGGGGAACUGGGAUGCAGGAGGAGGAAGGCAGAGGUUGCUGUGGGAUGGGGUCUGCUGGGAAAAUAGGGACCCUCCUGUCCCCAGGCUGCUGCAUGGAUGUCCUGGAUGGAGGGAACACACCCCAACAUGUCUCAUGGAACCCCAGGAAAAGCAUCCCAACCCAGGCAAGAGGAGGGGAUCUUCCUUCCUUUCGAGGGGUUUCUCUUGCCCACAGGGGAUUUUGGGGAGCCCUGAGUGAGGAACGGAGGGAGAAACCCUCCUCGUCCCCACCAUGGAGCCAUGGGUGCUGCUGGACCCGCGGCAGAAGGCGCUGUACCGGGACGUGAUGCAGGAGAGCUACGAGACGCUGAUGUCCCUUGCAGCACAGGGGCUGGUGAGCGGAAAAGCAGCGGAGGAAGGAGCAGGAGCGGGGAGCCGCGGGGAGCCGGCCGCACGCUCCUCCCGCAGCCCCGACAGCGAGCAAACCCCCGGCUCCAACAGGCGCAAAGCGAAGCGCCCGGACAAAGCGGCGCCUCCCGGGGCCACCAGGACCCCCCGAGCCCCCAAACCGGACCGUGCCAAACCCCUCCAUGGGGCAGCUCCGGCGCGCGAGCGCCCGUUCGGCUGCGCCGAUUGCGGGAAGAGCUUCCCGUGGGCUUCGCACUUGGAGCGGCACCGGCGGGUGCACACGGGCGAGCGGCCCUUCGGCUGCCCCGAGUGCGGCGAGACCUACAGCCAGAGCUCGCACCUCCUGCAGCACCGCCGCACGCACGCCAGCGACCGGCCCCAUAAGUGCGGCGACUGCGGGAAGCGCUUCGCCGGCGCGGCCGAGCUGGCGGCGCACGGUCGGGGCCACGCCGCCGACAAGCCCCAUAAGUGCGGUGACUGCGGGAAGGGCUUUGUCUGGGCGUCCCACCUCGCCCGGCACCGGCGCGUCCACACCGGGGAGAAGCCGUUCCGCUGCGCCGAGUGCGGGGAAGCGUUCAGCCAGGGCUCGCACCUCGCCAAGCACCGCCGCAGCCACACGGGCGAGCGGCCCCAUCGCUGCCCGGUUUGCGGCAAGACCUUCUGCCAGAGCUCGGACCUGGCCCGGCAUCGCCGCACUCACCUGGGGAAGAAAGCGCUGCGCUGCGGGGACUGCGGGAAGCUCUUCCGUGCCGGACCGGCGCUGGCGCGGCACCAGCGGUGCCACCGGCGGGAGCAUUCCCAUCGCUGUGCCGACUGCGGGAAGGGCUUUGUGUGGGCAUCCCACCUGGAGCGGCACCGGCGGGUGCACACGGGCGAGCGGCCCUUCCCCUGUAGUAGCUGCGGGGAGCGCUUCGCACAGAAAGCCCAUCUCCUGCAGCACCGCAAAACCCAUUCCCCCGACCGGCCCUACAAGUGCGGUGACUGCGGGAAGCGCUUCGGAGAGGCUCCCCCGUUCCUGGCGCACCAGCGGGGCCAUGCGGCGCACAAGAGCUUCACAUGCAGCGAGUGCGGGAAGGGCUUCGCUUGGGCGUCCCACCUCGAGCGGCACCGGCGCGUCCACACCGGAGAGAAGCCCUACGAGUGCCCCGAGUGCGGGGAAGGCUUCAGCCAGAGCUCCCACCUCACCAAGCACCGCCGCAGCCACCUCCCCAAGGCUCCGUUCCCCCUCCAUAGGACGCGGAUGGAGGGGGAGAAGCCGCUGGGUGCUGUGGGAGGAGGCGGCCGUGAGGAGCCCUGAAGGACACGGAUCCCUCCAUCAGCACCGCGGAUGCUGAUCCCAAGGGAAAACACAGCCUGGGGACAAAGCAAAGGACAUUGAAGGCGCUGGAGGGUGGCACCGGGUGGGUGAUGGGGCUGUGAGGCACCAGGGAGGGAUUUAUCCUGAUGCCUCCCAGCAGCGAUGGGAGUGGCUGCACCCCAAUGGACAUCUCGGGGGAGAAGGAGACUCUUCCUGAGGGAUACGGUGGAAUUCUCCACUGGGAAAGGAUGGGGGGAACCCGGGGCUGGUUCUUGUGCCAAAAUAUGGUGGUGUUUGUGCCUGUUCCUCGCUGCCAGCAGGAUGGAGAAGGGGACGCAUUGCACCCAUGGAGAGGGCACGAUGCUGAGAGCACCGGCGUGGGGCGAGGAAUAAAACAGGAGCUGCCUGUG
Molecule: messenger RNA, 2519 nt
Organism: Strigops habroptila (Kakapo)
Lineage: Eukaryota; Metazoa; Chordata; Aves; Psittaciformes; Psittacidae
Product: zinc finger protein CKR1-like
Exons: 2
Coding region: 697-2109 (470 amino acids)
Biological process (GO): regulation of DNA-templated transcription
Cellular component (GO): nucleus
Source: RefSeq, a predicted model, not a curated record